Striga asiatica is the source of this 555-nucleotide messenger RNA. The record is from the annotation of a GenBank genome assembly. Lineage: Eukaryota; Viridiplantae; Streptophyta; Magnoliopsida; Lamiales; Orobanchaceae.
AUGCAAAACACGAGGAAGGACUACAGUAGAGAAUUUAGCAGCCUUUUGACUCAAGAAGAUGACGGUGACUAUGUUUUGUCAAGAACCAAUUUUCUUGGGUAUGAGUCGAAAAUGGUUGGGUUAUCAGACGAAUUUGACCAUCUCAGAGAGAAAGUUGUAAGACGGAUUUCAGUAGAGGUAGACCAUCAACAUUUCUUGUUAUCUGGGAUGGCCGGCAUCGGCAAGACCACCCUGGCAAAGAGAAUCUUCCAAGUCCCGUCAGUUUCAAACCAGUUCGACCUUCGCCUGUGGGUCCCCAUUGGCUCUAGAUACCGGUUAGAAGAAAUCUUGAGGUGUAUCAUGGGUCAAGUGAGUGGUGACCGCGAAACUCUUCCAGAGAGGGGAUUGGCCGAGUUUGUUUCUGGAAAACUAAAAAGCAAGUCAUACCUUGUGGUGUUGGAUGAUAUAAAAGUGCAUCAGGUUUGGUAUGAGUUGAAAAAGUUGUUCCCAGACAACAAGAAUGGGAGCCAGGUCCUGGUAACAACCACUACUGGAAAAAUCAUUCUUUCAUCAUGA